CUAGUACUGACCCAAAAACAGGCAUCCUCAAACCACUUCCCGAGAAUCAACUGCCGGAGAGCAAGUAAGUAGUGCAAAAUCGUCGUUGUAAAUGCCUUAGGUUUAAGUUGACAAACAUACUGUGAAAAUAGUGUGCUAACCUUCUUGUUUAAUACGAGAAACUACGUUGAUAUCACAUCAAAAGUGAAGAUGUUCGGCAUUUUUGAUGCGUGCCUGAGUCAGUGCGUGGGCGCUUAUCGUGCGAAACAAGUGCUGCACUGUGGUGGUGCUUUUGCAUAGGUCGCGCGGCAAGUGCGUUAUAUUGCAGGAUAGGAACGACGUGGAUCCGCAAUGACAGUAAGUGGCUCAAAAGCAAUAGCUGAGUGAGGUUCUGCUCGUGCGUCAACCCUAGCAAGUAGAAGAGCAGUUGUGUGCUGCAUGCUGAGCAAGACAAGCUGACAGAGCAGCAGUUUUUUCGUACGAUAAUGAUCAGGGUAAGCGUGACGAGGAGAAGACGGGCGAACUUCUCGUGGGCGUGUAUAUCCUGGGCAGAAACGUCCCGCCCCCGACAUUGUCUGUCACCGGGGCAAAUUUGUUGCAACAGGCCACGCAUCAAGGAAGUUUUGGCUGUUGCGCAUGACAAGUCCACUCUCGCAGCGAUGUGCUCGAGUUCGGCGAAUCAUGCUGCCGCGCCGCAAUACUAAGUAAAUCGAUCACCUUGAUAUCCAGACUCUUCGCAUGACAAAUUCCAAAAUAGCCGAUACUUAGUACCAAAAAGCAAACACUUCUCAUGUUGCUGCGUGCGAGAAAAAUCACUACUCAGGCAUGCGCGUUUGCAUGUGAAAACUGGGGCGGGGACGUUUCUACCCAGGAUAGAGGAUGACAAACCGACUACCGCGUCGAAGUCUACCACUGCGUCGACGGAUUAUGAAGUGCAGACAUGUCUGGGCCGGGAAACAGAAGAAAAGCUUAUCAGUGAUCUCAUGUAUACUCUGGCAUACGCAUUGGUCUUUUUACUUCCGCUUAGGAGCCUCAGUAGAGGUCCAGAGGUGAAGAAAAAAGUCAACUUGUCAUGCAUACCUACAUCAAUCUUCACACAAAAUUCCGAAUUUGCCAUGCGUGGCUAGCAAAAUGAAAAUGGGGAGCGUUUGCAUCCAAUGACGGCGCCCAAGCAUGUUUGCACGUCAUCUUCCCACGGCAAUCGCUGCUCCGCGGGUUUUCGUCAACCCGGACAUGGUGGCUCCAGGUGCUGUAUCAAAUGCAAAUAUGUCUGGGUCUGGAAGAAUGGAAACUUCUCUUCUAUGCAUAUUUUCCAUGCCCCAUGAGGUUUGGAAUGCAGGACCUAGCUGCAUGACAGGUUCUGCGACGUCCCUAUCAUGCUUAUCCUGCAUGACAAACUGCCUCUAACCUUGUUCAAAACUGGACAGCUUUUGGUAGCCAUGCAACACAAAUUUUUGUACGAUCCACACCUAGCAUGACAAGGUCGCAUCCUCCCAGGACCAGACAUAUUUGCAAUGCAUAUGCGGGUAAGUCGAUUGUGCUGUGCAUGCUGUUAGCGGUGUCGAAUUUCGCCUUCCCCGAGAACCACAAUCCGCCCCUCGCUAUCGACUGCAAAGGUUCGUGCUCAUCCUCACUGAUUGCCAUACAGCAUGACCACCUUCCUUUUGUACCCAAGUGCGGCCAUCUACCAGUUUGAGUUUCGUUUUUGCCUAUAUGAAAAAAAUUGUGAUGCAGGAGCAGGACAUUGACAUACUAAGCAGCAUUAAGUAGUGCGAUCCACCUUUGCAAUGCAUACUCGCGGAAGUGUCUGGCAAGGCGGUAUAUCAAAUGUAAAAGUGUCGGGGUCUGGAAGAAUGCAAGUUUGUUAUGCUUGUCUGGCAUGACUCUUAGAUUUGUCAUGCACGUUAUCCAAGAGCUCCGCUUUUCUGUGAUGCAGAAGCGAAGUUUGCCAUGUAGAAUAGGCAAAACCUAGGAGCUCAGAAACUUGUCAUGCUGAGCCAGCAUUUGUAGCCUCAUCAUGAAACGCCACCCAGCAUCACAAGUUUCCAGACCCAGACACUUUUACUUUAGAUACGGUAAUCCUUUGUCCGGCCACGGAUGCGUCGAAGUACCUGUCGUUGGAGGCCCGCAUCCAGUAUGAACUGCAAAAGUAUCGUACUUGUAGAAAUGCAUAUACAAAUUUCUUCAGCAUCAGCAUGACAAAUAAAAUUUGUGAAGCAGAUUUGUCUACUUGGGAACAAGAUCUGUAAUGCAAGGCUUGCAUGUUUUAUACGAGUGCGAUACUUUUGCACAGGAUAUCCAGGCCUGGGUCAAGUGGAUGUUCCAGUUUGUCAUCAGCACGGCGCAUCAAGAUAUGCAUUGCAAACAUGUCUGGGCUUGGAAGGGUGCAACUUGUGAUGCUGUUCGUAGAUUCUUCAAAGAUCUGUAUUGCAUGACAAGGAAAAAAAGCAUUCCAGUUUUUUCUACAUGUAGAGGGAUUUUCUCGGGCGAUACAGGUAUGAGAGAGCCCUCAUAGAAUCUGUGAUGCUAGGCAUGCAUCACACAGAUCAUGGGAAUGUUGCAACGGUUGACGUAAAACUUGCAUGACAAAUAUCUUUACACUUUUCCAUUCCCAGACAGAUUUGUUGUGGAUAGAAGACCCGGUUUCCUAUACCGUGCUGAAGGACCUGCAUGCGAAGAUGUCGAAGUACAAGCCGCCCGCGAAAACCGGCGAGGAGUAUCGUGAGCAAAAAUCUCCCCUCCACAUAUCGAAACGGAUAUCUGUGAUACUGGAUUUUGCGUAUAAAAAUCUACUUGUAUUUCUGCUAGAACGCCGAAGAGAAGCAGUCAUGGCUCCCUGAAUCGAAGAAAAUUUGUCAUGCUGGUUCUCACUUUCAGUUGCCUCCUGUCAGGCUGGCGAUGCAGGGCCUUCCCACGCCAGCCAGCACUACAGUCCGCACCUUUAUUUGCCUUCUCGCAUGACAACGUGAUUUGUGGUGACAAAUCAUCACCAUUUUGAUAUGGGGAGGGGGGAUUUUUCUUUUUGAUAGGGAGCUGCGGUUGUUCGCGGACUUCUGCCGGGACCAACUCCAGGGCUGAGGCCCCUGGACGCAGCUGGCGCCAGUUGAGUACUAGAAGACUGAUAGACAGAAACAAAGGAGAAAAGUCUUUUUGUUGAGAAUUGACGAGGCAUUUCUGUUGUCCACAUACUCAAACUGCACCGGAGAACUUUCCGCCAAAAAAUCUCAAUUUUCAACAACAACAACAACAGCAACAGCCUGAGACUUUCAAAAUGAAACUGUCAAAACUAAGAGGAUUGGCCAGGCUUGAGCAGCUUAACAAAGAAAGAAAGAGAAAGAGAUCCGCACAAGCACAGCACCGACCUGAAGACAAAGUCAAUCAGUUUAAGUCCUAACCUCGCAGUACUACCGAAACAGUAUUAGCAAAACUAAUAAUUUUUAAAUGUUUUCAUCUCAAAAGCGACAUAUUUAUAUUUUGGAUUCGAGAACAACACGAAUUUUUUGGAACAGUUUUGGAAUUUUCAGCAGCGGCAAAUUAUGAAUGCUUGAAUGAAAAAGCUUAGGCUUUUCCGAGUGGUGCAAGCGCGAAACAAUGCAAAGUAAAAUUCGAACUUGAU
This is a messenger RNA of Amoebophrya sp. A120, 3595 nucleotides long. The record is from the annotation of a GenBank genome assembly. Lineage: Eukaryota; Dinophyceae; Syndiniales; Amoebophryaceae.